AUGUUCGCCAGCAAAAUCCACCGGACAAUGGCGACUUCUUCGCCAUAUACACGUAGCGUCGUCAGCGCCAUGCGAAAGCUCUACCCGGAGGCAUUGGCCGACAAGAGCUUCGACAAUACGGGCUUGCUGCUAGAAUCUCCGUUCGAUCCUCGUCGGCGCCAGAAGAACUCGGUCUUGUUGACAAUAGAUCUCACGACGGCCGUUGCAGAUGAGGCGAUCCGUAGGCAGGACAGCGUGGUCGUAGCAUACCAUCCCAUCAUCUUCAGAGGAUUGAAGGCGUUGACAAUGAAGGACACACAGCAACAAAGCUUGCUGAGACUGGCGGCGGCGGGCAUUAGUGUGUAUAGCCCCCACACAGCAGUUGACUGCGCAGCCGGAGGACUUGGAGACUGGCUUGCAGACAUUGUUACUGGAACAUCGAACUCUGCACCUUCUGAGCAGUCCCCUUUUGACGCCGACUCUCAGCCACAGGGCCGACCCACCCACAUGCUGCAACACCACCCUUCCCAACUGUCAAUCAAAGACUCUCGCGCAUUCUCACGAGGCGCUAGCAAACACGAACGCUACCCAAUCACUCCAGCCAAAGUCUCCGGCCACGAAGGCGCCGGUAUGGGUCGCAUCAUCAGGUUUCCUUCCCCAGUCCCCUUGACCGAGAUUAUCGAUCGCAUCACCCUCGGCCUGGGCAAUCCAAAGGGAUUUCCCAUCGCGGUGCCCCAAGGGAAGCAAAUAAGUGACAUGAACAUCUCAAGCAUUGCGCUUUGUGCAGGGAGUGGUGGUAGUCUCUUCAGCGAGGCGGAGAAGAAGGGUGAGAAUGUGGAUCUGUACUUUACCGGAGAGCUGUCACAUCAUGAAGCAUUGGCGGCGAUUGAGAACGGCAAGUGUGUGAUUGCGCUGUUCCACAGCAACACCGAACGCGGCUUUCUACACGGUGUCUUGAAAGAGCAGUUGGAAGGGCAAGUGCGAAAGGAGUGGGACAACUUACGCCAAGAUGAGGAUGUGAAACAGGAGGCAAAGAAGCAUGGCUAUCCGGAGGCGUUGGACGAGGACCAUGUAGAGGUGCACGUCAGCGAGGUUGAUCGGGAUCCCUACGGGAUCAUGGUCAGUCGGGAUUGA
This is a messenger RNA of Ramularia collo-cygni, 1113 nucleotides long. Its product is annotated as related to NGG1 interacting factor Nif3. The record is from RefSeq and is a predicted model, not a curated record. Lineage: Eukaryota; Fungi; Ascomycota; Dothideomycetes; Mycosphaerellales; Mycosphaerellaceae. The coding region runs from base 1 to 1113 and encodes 370 amino acids. Gene Ontology annotation, cellular component: mitochondrion; cytoplasm. The transcript has 5 exons.